AUGCAGUUACGGUUAAGGCGACUUUCAAAGACGAUUUAUUUAACGAAUUCAUUUUAUAACUCGAAAUCCACCAUGGAAUUUCACGAGUGCUUUACACUACUGACCACGCGACCUGUACACGCCCAUGAGCACUGUAAGGAGGAGCAAGAUAUUUACGAGACGAACCAAGACAUGAAUGUAUCGGUAGACUAUGCGCAAUCAAGUCCCAACCAAGCUCAGGAUUUGAUGCUACAAAGCUGUCGAGAGCUUGUCAAGACUUUCAAUCGUCUGCAGGAGAUGCGGGUCCAAAUUUACGCUGAUUUUCAGCAAGGCUUUCAGGUUUACAAAAAGACCCAGGAAUUUCCUGCAUUCUGUUCUGGAAUCAAGAAUCGGCUUUCGGCUGUAAGUGAGCAGGUGAACCGCAUUGAAAAGCUCCUGCGGGAUGAGAAGCACCAAGUGGCGAUCGCAAAACUUCUCCGCAAAAUUCAAAUUGAAGAAAAAGAAAAGCUUCUUUUGACGUCUGCCAUUUUAAUUGAAAACAUGCGGCUCAGCGACGAAGCCAAGCAGGUUGAGCCCGAUACCUCGACUAUUGCAUUCUUGGAGCGUUCAAUCGAAAUACUUACAACUAAACACACUGACUGCGUAGUUCGUAUCAAUGAGAUUCUGGAGGAGCUACGGGUAGAAUUAGCCGAUCUAGAGGACGCGUGA
Peronospora belbahrii is the source of this 687-nucleotide messenger RNA. The record is from the annotation of a GenBank genome assembly. NCBI's taxonomy places the organism in Eukaryota, Oomycota, Peronosporomycetes, Peronosporales, Peronosporaceae.